AGAGCGCUCCCCAAACGUAAAACUGCGAAAAUGUUACGGAUAUUGUUCACCAUUGCUCGAUGGAUUAUUUACUACCACGUUCUCUAUUGGGGUUUCCAACGGUUUCAAGGGAAGAACCUCCUCCGACCAUUCAUCGAUGCCGACGCCUGGAGGCAUCCCGUGGAGUACGCUCAAAAAUACGGCUACGACGCUGAGCAGCAUUUGAUCACGACGAGCGAUGGUGUCAUCCUGGAAGUGCAUCGGAUCAACUCGAAGACGAACUCUGGCCGCUCGGGAAUCCCCGUGAUUUUGCAGCACGGUCUUUUCGCGUCGAGUUUCGGUUGGAUCGCGAAUCUUCCUCAUCAGAGUCUCGGCUUCAUUCUUGCGGAUGCCGGGUACGACGUCUGGCUGGCGAACUCGCGCGGUAAUGUCUUCGGCCGGACAAGUGAGAACCAGACCGAUUUUUGGACAUUCACAAAGGAGCACCUCGCUCUGAUGGAUCUCCCCGCGACUAUAGACUACAUACUAAAAGUUUCGCGGAAAACCUACGUGCAUUAUGCGGGUCAUUCGCAAGGCGGAUUCCUUCUCAUGGCCUUAUUGAGUGAGAAGCCGGAGUACGCCCAGAAAAUUCGCCUGGGCAUCGCUCUGGCUCCGGUGCUGAAGAUUUCGAACGCGAGUUUUUUCCCCACCAAUCUUCAUCGAGCUAUGGAGGCAUUCAGUUUCCUUCCGCCGUUCCCGAUGCACAGCCCCGACAGAUUGCCUGCAAAUCUCGUCUUCAACCCUCUCGUCUGCGGCUUGGUCCCCAGUCUGUGCAGCGCCCUCCUCCGCUUGCAUGCUGGUGGGCACGCCACGCAGGUCAACAUUUCGCGUUCGGCCGUGUACGCGGGAGGCUUCCCUGCGGGGAGUUCGUUCGCAAACUUCCGGCACUACACCCAAACCAUGUACAGCGAUCGAUUUGCGAAGUACGACUAUGGGAAGGAGGAGAAUAUGAAAAUUUAUGGACAAUCGCUGCCGCCCGAGUAUGAUCUCAGCAAAAUCUCCGGCAAAGUCGCUGUUUUUUAUUCUGAGGGCGAUGCAGACAACUACGCCGGGAGUCGCCACAACAAAUGGCUGAUCGAGAAUAUUCCCAAGAGGAGUCUCGUUCACUCGGAGGCGUUGAGAAAUUUUGAGCACUUGGAUUACUUUAUGGGUAUCAACGCCAGAGAGGGUCUCUACGAUAAAAUGAUUGAGCUCAUGAAAAGAUUCGAAGAUUGAGUUUCGAGCGUGUUGCCGUGACACGAUCAUUGACCACCAUCUACGACAUGAGGGACCGAUAGUGAGUUGUUGUCGGAAAUCUCUCGUUGCGACAAUCUCGAAAUCGCGCUGGAUUGCUUCGCGGGCGCCCCUUAUCGAUCCACGCUCCCUCCUCUCCAUUAGAGUCGAAUCUAAAGAAUCUGUGUUAUAUUCUCGAAUAAAGACUGGAGUAUUCAACGUAAGUAGAUGAUACCGAAAAUAAAGAUCCCUUCCGGAGCGCUCGUCUCUGCGUCGUUGCGCCCGGAACUUCGCGA
Galendromus occidentalis (western predatory mite) is the source of this 1526-nucleotide messenger RNA. RefSeq names its product lysosomal acid lipase/cholesteryl ester hydrolase. Gene Ontology annotation, biological process: lipid metabolic process. The transcript has 2 exons. Gene Ontology annotation, molecular function: hydrolase activity, acting on ester bonds. NCBI's taxonomy places the organism in Eukaryota, Metazoa, Arthropoda, Arachnida, Mesostigmata, Phytoseiidae. Bases 31 to 1233 code for a protein of 400 amino acids. The record is from RefSeq and is a predicted model, not a curated record.